GAGGAGUUGCUUCAGGGUGGUCCUGUUAUUCAUCCUUUUGACAAAGGGAUCUGCGACAUGCAUCCUCUAGGUAGUGCGAAACAAUACCUCACCUUCCAGUUUCAUCAAAAUGGACUCUGCUCCACGACAGAGCAGCCGGCAUUCUGCAAUCAAACCUUACCAUUCCGCAAGGAGGAGGCUCGAAAGUUGCAGGAGCGGAAUGACUUCAGCUGCUGGAUUUGGUCGCCUGCCCAGAGCGGACCUCAAUCCAGACAUACAGAAAUGUCUUGUUGAUUUGUGCGGGGGAUGUCCGGCGACAGGUCCACUGUGGGAUGAGAAAGUGAAAGCAUGUUCUUUGGUUGUGGACAAGUUCAUCAACCGAGCAACCAGAGCGUUCCCUGAUCUGACAGACCGGGCGACCUUCUUUGACACCGAGACGGCAGAGUCCAGCGUCCACUCCCUUGCCUGUCAUGAUGGCAGCAUCUGUGUUGAAAACAUUCAGCUGUACUCUUUGUUAAUGCUGUUGAUGACGUCACGUUAUCCAACAGAGCCUUCGGGCAGUAUUGAGGUUUUGAUGUUCAGCUCCGAGAAGAAUCCGAUGCCAUUGAUGGAACUGGUGGAGCAGGAGAUGGCUUACAGGGCUGCGGGCAGGGUUCGAGUCUUCGUAGAUCACCAGGAAGAUAUUAAGAGCUUAAAAGGAAUUCUGAAGGUUCUAAUGGUCUACAACAAGAACGUAUCUGAAGUCGAGUUCCAUGUCUAUGAUGACCUUGACAUUGAUCUGAUAAAGGCUGACGUGCAGCGCAACCUGGACGUGUGGGCAGGUCACACGUGUUCCGAUCACAGCAGAUUCGCAAUAUCACCCUUCACAUUUCACCAACUGAGUCACUCCCGGAGGAAGAGAAGCCUUGCAAGGAGUCAACACAGGAAUGAGGCUCGACAGAAAAUAUUCGACUGGGAGAUGGAGUGGAUGAUGAAGCUUCUGUAAUCCUUGAAAUACAUUUUGAUAUGAUUAUUGCAAUAAUAUAUAGGUUAUUUUGAAUAAGAAUCAACCAAGGAGAACAAUCUGUAAAACAGAAGGACACAGUUGCGUUGUACCUGUAUGUGUGCUGUAUGUUAUCAAAGGUUACCUAUCAUAAGGACUUACCUAAACUGUCAUUGCUUUUUCUAUUCUUGGUUGGAUAACACAACCAGAGAUUUAUCAAUAUUUAAGCUGAUUGUUUGUUACAGACAACUUUGUAUCAUAAUGUAUUUACCCACAAGUGAAAUAGCAGUGGUCUGAUCUAAAGACUAAUAAAACCUGUUAUCAGU
Molecule: messenger RNA, 1287 nt
Organism: Haliotis rubra (blacklip abalone)
Lineage: Eukaryota; Metazoa; Mollusca; Gastropoda; Lepetellida; Haliotidae
Exons: 6
Coding region: 110-964 (284 amino acids)
Source: RefSeq, a predicted model, not a curated record